Molecule: messenger RNA, 2291 nt
Organism: Neogale vison (American mink)
Lineage: Eukaryota; Metazoa; Chordata; Mammalia; Carnivora; Mustelidae
Gene: PTDSS2
Product: phosphatidylserine synthase 2
Exons: 12
Coding region: 16-1473 (485 amino acids)
Biological process (GO): phosphatidylserine biosynthetic process
Molecular function (GO): L-serine-phosphatidylethanolamine phosphatidyltransferase activity
Source: RefSeq, a predicted model, not a curated record
GGCCGGGCGGGCGCCAUGCGGAGGGGCGAGCGCAGAGGCGCCGGGGGCCCGCGGCCGGGGUCCCCGGUGCCCGCGGGCAAGGCCUCGCUGGAGGAGCCGCCGGACGGGGCGGCCGCGGGCGGAGCGAGCGGGCGGGGCGCGGGCCGCCGCAGCACGGAGUCCGAGGUCUACGACGACGGCACCAACACCUUCUUCUGGCGGGCUCACACCCUCUCCGUGCUCUUCAUCCUCACCUGCGCGCUCGGCUACGUGACUCUGCUGGAGGAGACCCCUCAGGACACGGCCUACAACACCAAGAGAGGUAUUGUGGCCAGUAUUUUGGUUUUCUUAUGUUUUGGAGUCACACAAGCUAAAGACGGGCCGUUUUCCAGACCUCAUCCAGCGUACUGGAGGUUCUGGCUGUGCGUCAGCGUGGUCUACGAGCUGUUCCUCAUCUUCAUACUCUUCCAGACUGUCCAGGACGGCCGCCAGUUUCUGAAGUACGUGGACCCUAGGCUGGGGGUCCCACUGCCCGAGAGGGACUACGGGGGAAACUGCCUCAUCUAUGACCCACACAACAAGAGCGACCCCUUCCACAACGUCUGGGACAAGCUGGAUGGCUUUGUACCGGCGCACUUCCUUGGCUGGUACCUGAAGACCCUGAUGAUCCGUGACUGGUGGAUGUGCACCAUCGUGAGCGUCAUGUUCGAGUUCCUCGAGUACAGCCUGGAGCACCAGCUGCCCAACUUCAGCGAGUGCUGGUGGGAUCACUGGAUCAUGGACGUGCUCGUCUGCAACGGGCUGGGCAUCUACUGUGGCAUGAAGACCCUCGAGUGGCUGUCUCUGAAGACGUACAAGUGGCAGGGCCUCUGGAACAUUCCGACCUACAAGGGGAAGAUGAAGAGGAUCGCCUUCCAGUUCACGCCCUACAGCUGGGUCCGCUUCGAGUGGAAGCCGGCCUCCAGCCUGCGGCGCUGGCUGGCCGUGUGCGGCAUCAUCCUGGUGUUUCUGUUGGCAGAACUGAACACGUUCUACCUGAAGUUCGUGCUCUGGCUGCCCCCCGAGCACUCCCUCGUCCUUCUGCGGCUUGUGUUCUUCGUGAACGUGGGCGGCGUGGCCAUGCGGGAGAUCUACGACUUCAUGGACGACCCGAAGCCCCACAAGAAGCUGGGCCAGCAGGCCUGGCUGGUGGCGGCCAUCACGGCCACGGAGCUGCUCAUCGUCGUCAAGUACGACCCGCACACCCUCACGCUGUCCCUGCCCUUCUACAUCUCGCAGUGCUGGACGCUCGGCUCCGUGCUCGUGCUCACCUGGACCGUCUGGCGCUUCUUCUUGCGGGACAUCACCCUGAGGUAUAAGGAGACGCGGCGUCGGCAGCAGAGCAGGGGCGGCCAGAGCACGGCCGCGGGCCACGGGGACGGACACCUGCCUGAGCCCGAAGACCUCCCGGGGCCCACGGAACCGGAGAGCGAGGGGGUGCCGGCCCCAGACUGAUGUAGCUCCCGGCCACCAAGAGCCCCUCGGCCCGUGGGGUCAGACCCUCCUUUUUCCCGUGCGCAUAGUGGGGCCCUGCGGGGCGGGGCGGAAGGUGGCCUGUCCCCAAUGUGCGCGUGUGUGAACGCGGCGUGGAGGGGUGUGGGCACGUGGGCUGCGUGUUGCUGGGGCUGCUCUGGGGUGACGAGUGUGGCUGGGCUGGCCCUGGGCAGUGGUUUCCUCCCCCCAGAUCACAGGCAUAGCUGGGCCUUUCUCUGCUCUCUGGGCGUCCAUGCCGGCCCCCCCAAGGCCCCAGCUGCAUCUCACGGGGAGUGUGGACACCCCGAUGGCUGAGAAGGGGCAGGUCUGAGCUAUCACCCAGGGAGGUUUUGUCUGAUCCCACAGACAGCUGGGCACGGGGCUAGGGGUCAUGGGACUGGUCCCCCGAGGAAAGAGAGUCAAAGGCCCUGCGUCUGAGUGGCGAGGAGGGCGUGGGCGUCUUCAUGAGCAAACAGAAGAAGUGCACCAGUGCCGGAGGCCUGCGGCCCUGAGUCCUCCUCACCAGCCCCCAGCCACAGCCCCGUCCUGCCCUCAACACAGGGGUUGCCCAGGGUGACAGGGGAGCGGGUGGGCGGGGCCACUGCUGCAUCUGUACUGAGCCGGCCAGGCCAGUGGGAGGGAGGCAGCCGCCCCAGGCACGGUGCGUGGUGCGUGCUUGCUGCGGGACAGCCCAGGUGGAAACACACUGACGACCCAGGCCUGGUGGGGGCCCCACAGAAAAGACAACACUCCUCCUGCCAAAAAAAGUGCUUUAAUAAAGUGUCUAGAACUUUCUUGCA